CUUUUUUUAAGACUGCAAAUCCCUCGCAGAUUUUAAUAUAUGAAAGGCAAAUCAUCCAAUAAAGAGACGGAUGCCAUUUCCAUUACGAGGAAGCCAGCAAAGUUUUUCUGAUUAGCGAGCCUAUGACCAGAUCACAAGAGUCCACCACCCCACAGUUGUUUCUCCAUUACUUUUGUCGGUCACAAAGAAGCUUGUGGCCAUCAGAGCACGAAAUUUCGAGGAAGAUCACGAAGUUUGUGAUUUGUCCACACUUGAUUGUGCGUGUAAUUAUUUAUCUCUUGGCUGGUUCUUCUCGGAGGUUAGGGAUGAAAUUUCGAGGAAGACCACCAAAGUUGUUUGUCGGUUUGUGAUCUAUUACUAGUCCCUACUUUUGUCGGCCACAAAGAAGCCUGAGUCACGCGGUCUUACGCGGUUUUAUUUUACAAAUUUCUAAUAUUAUUCUUUGUUCACCGUACCCGAAGAAAGUCAUGCAUCUCUCACCUCUAGCAUAAGAGUAAAUCAACAAGAAGAUCAAGUGGUGGAUGAACUACCUGAAAACACAGUUUCAAAUCUUCUGCUAAAAGUCGUUUCCGAUUGUUAGAACUCCAUCAUCCAAUGGCUUCUUCAUCGAAACCCAAAAAGAUUUACGACGUCUUCUUGAGUUUCAGAGGUGCGGACGUGCGUAAGAACUUUCUCGGUCAUCUCUACAAAGCUUUAGACCAGAAUGGAAUAUACACUUUUCGUGAUAGCGAGGAAUUGAGAAAGGGAGACCAUAUAUCGGCAGCGCUUAUGAAGGCCAUCGAAGAAUCGUGCAUUGCAGUCAUCAUUUUCUCCGAGGACUAUGCUUCCUCAUGGUGGUGCUUGGAAGAGGUGGCGAAGAUUAUGGAAUGCAAGGAGCAAAAGAACCUCACCGUUCUACCAGUGUUUUAUAAAGUGGACCCAAGAGAAGUGAGAGGGGGCAGAAAGAGUUAUCGGAGAGCUCUGGCUAAGCAUGAGUCCAAGUUUGGGAAGGAUUCAGAGAAAGUGAAGAGAUGGAAGAAAGCUCUUUUCGAUGUUGGUAACUUGUCCGGGUGGCAUUUGACUGAUGGAGAUGAGUCAGAGCUUAUACAAAGCAUUGUGAAGAAGAUCUCCAUUCACCUAAACCGAACACAUUUGCAAGUUGCUAAGCAUCCGGUUGGGAUAGAGUCCCAAGUGGUUAAGUUGAAAUCAAUGUUCAACCUUGACUCUGAUGAUGAUGUUGUCAUGGUGGGAUUAUGGGGACCAGGAGGCAUAGGCAAGACAACUUUAGCAAAAGCCCUUUACAAUACUAUGUUUAGACAAUUUGAGGGUUCAUGUUUUCUAGCAGAUGUUCGAGAGACUUCAAAAGGUUUCCGGGGUUUAGUUACCUUGCAAGAAAUGUUCCUAAAUGAUAUAUUAUUACCGCAACAAAGAUUAGAAGUGUCCAAUGUUGAUGAAGGUAUUAAUAUCAUACAACACAGACUUGGUCGCAAAAAAGUUCUCCUCCUCAUUGAUGAUGUGGAUGACUUGCGCCAAUUAGAUGCUUUAGUAGGAGAAGGCAACUGGUUUGGUAAUGGAAGUAGGAUCAUUGUUACUACAAGAGAUAGACAGUUGCUAACUUGUCAUGGGAUAGAUCAAGAUCAUGUGUAUGAAGUUAAACCAUUGGGUUACAGUGAAGCUCAUGAGCUGCUUAGGAAUCAUGCUUCUCCGAGACACAAAAAAUUAGAAAUUAGGACACAUCUAGUGAAGAGUGUUCUGAAUCAUGCUAAAGGCCUUCCUUUAGCACUUGUGGUUCUAGGUUCCUUAUUAUAUGGUACAACAGAAGAUAUAUGGGAAAGUACAUUAAAGAAACUUUCUAGGAUUCCUGACAAAACCAUUAAUGAUGUGCUCAAAAUAAGUUAUGAUGGACUAGACGAAAAUGAGAAAGAGAUCUUUCUCCAUAUUGCCUGCUUCUUUAAGGGGCGGGCUAGAGAGUACACAAAGAAAGUCCUCGACAGUUGCGAUCUACAUACAACUGUAGGAUUAGAUAUACUCAUUAAGAGGUCCUUAAUAAGCAUUGAGUAUGGAGGCCUAAAAAUGCAUGACUUGAUUCAAGCAAUGGGGAUAGAUAUUGUGAACCAAGAAUGUCGAGAUGAUCCUGGAAGACGUAGCAGAUUAUGGCAGUAUGACGAUGUUCUCGAUGUUCUUUCACGUGACAUUGGAGAUUGUGCUGUAAAAGCCAUAGUGUUGGAGCCACCUGAGCUUAAACAAAUAUGUAUCGGUGGUGAUGCUUUUACUAAAAUGAGAAGGUUGAGAUUGCUCAUUGUGCGCAAUGUUUCUUUCCAAGGUCCUAUGUGUCUUCCUAAUGAGCUAAGAUGGUUUGGAUCGCAUGGAUGUACUUCCUGGAUUCCAGAAUUUUCAUCUGAUCCAAAGAAAUUAGUGGGAUUUGAUAUGCAUGAAAGCAGUAUCACAGUAGUGCCAAAACAACUUAAGGAGUUCCAACAAUUGAAGUACAUUAAUUUCAGUUACUGCAAGUCGCUUAUUAGUAUGCCCGACCUCUCAUGUACUCCAAAUCUCGAGGAAUUGGAUCUUGGGGGAUGCAAAAGCUUGGUAGAAGCCCACGAGUCGAUUGCAUAUCAUGACAAGUUACAGGUGUUGAAUUUAAGGAACUGCUCUGAACUUAGUGUUUUUCCAAAUAUGCUCAAGUCAAAAAACCUUCGAGCUCUCCAUCUUCAAAAAUGCACAAAAUUUGAAAGGUUUCCUGAUAUUCCACAUAAACUCGAAGGCUUGAAAGAGCUUUGGUUAGAAGGGACCGCUAUUAAAGAACUUCCUCAAUCAAUAGAAAAUCUUGUCUCUUUGAAGAAAAUGGAUUUAUGUAGUUGCAAGAACCUGAUAAGUCUUCCGUCUAGCAUUUACGGGUUACAAAACCUUGAAGAGUUGGUACUUUUUGAUUGCACAAAUUUAUUUCGGUUCCCAAAGUACGAGGAUUCGGCUGAUCCCAUGAAGACUGGACUUUCAAGUUUACGCUGGUUAAACCUUGUGGGAUGCAAUCUGUUCGAAGUAGAGUUUCUUGAGAAUCUUUCAUGUUUUCCCAGCUUAGAAGCAUUAAUUCUGGCGUGGAACAAUAUUACUAGCCUUCCUACAUCCAUCAAUAAGCGGGAUCGUUUGUCCUUAUUGCAUGUUGAAAGUUGCCAUAAGUUACAAGAGAUUCCUGAGCUUCCACCACUUUUGAAUUGUCUUCUGGCGGAUGGUUGCGAAUCUUUGCAAAAAAUUGGAGAUUUAACUUCAUUUCAUAAUUUUGUCCAUAGAGGGUUGAGCAUGGCUAACAUUUCCCCACUUGAGAAUCCUCGUCGUUACAUGAUUUGUCUCCCCAGAGGAGAGAUGCCUGAGUGGGUCCUCCCUAUUGACGAGGAUUCCGUAUUUUUCCAGGCUUCAAAGGACUUGUAUGACAAGUUACUUGGAUUUGCUCUCUGUGCUAUUCUCAGUAAUGAUGAGCAGGGUAAUGAUGCACAAGAGAGAUUCGAAUUUAGGAUUGAACCGCGUGUUAAUGGCAAAAGGCAGGAUUACGAUCUACCAUAUCAAGAUCCCUUGUAUACAGAUUCAAAUCGUAUCUGGCUUGAGUAUUUUAUACCGUCUAAACUGUGGGGAGUAGUCGAUUUUGGUAAAAGUGAUGGGAGUUGGGUACAAUUUAGCCUUAGAGUAUCGGGUGGACUCGUGAAAAAGUGGGGAUUCCGAAUAAUAUGCAAGCAACUAAAUGACAAUUUAAAGAUUAUGCUCCAGGACAACCAGUUAAUGGAUCCAGCUUUCCUCUAUGAGAUUGGUUAUGACUCAAUAGAUUUAGAAUCCGAGAGUUCACUUAUACACGAAAAUAAUUCGAGCGAAGCAGAUCCUCAAGAAGACUUGCAAGAUUGUCAAAUGAGUAUUGAGGAACAUAGUCAAAUAGCACUAAAGAGAAAUCACGAGCUUUUCUCCCUCGAGGAAUGCGACCCAAGACCAUGUGGACUUCUAAUUCGAUUGGCAGAGACGAGUAUGGCAGUGUUUGCUCGCUGCUUUUGUUGUUAGAAUGAUCGAGAAACUUGCCAAUGAAGCAAUUCGUAGGCAAACUUCGAACCCCAUCGAUCCACUUUGAGCAUCACGACUUCUCACCUUCAAUCCGGCACCACCGAGCUCUGACGAAUGGAAGAUUGCCACCUGCCAACGGAAGCGACAAGAAGAGGAAGUUCGUCUUCCUGUAACGGAGUCCCUAGCGGACUGAUGGCGACAGAGCGGGGGGCAACGGAUUACCACUGCGGACCAAAGCCAUGGAAACUGAUGACGUAGCUUCGGGUGAACGAUUCUCUCCUGAGGUACCGGUCGUCAUGCAGCUUGCUAUAGAUCAGGUAACAGCAGGCACAUCCGAAUUGUAUUAGUUGAUGUGAUACUUGAGCUGGAUUUUGAAUUCGAUUUGUUUGGUGCUACAACUGCGCGGGAACUUGAAGAAUGUGUGGUUGAAUUUGUUCGAGAGACGUUCAAUUAGUGUUUCUUCGUAAGUUUAGUCUGUUGAUGCUUGGUGGUGAAUUCAUUGGUAAUCAACAUUACACGCUGCAAUAUCAGCAACAAUCCCUAGAAGGUAUUGUCUCUUUUUUCAUAGGUGGCGACUUAUUUAAAGAAGUAGGUGAAGUCUAGGUUCAAAGGAAAAACGAUUGAGGGAGAGUGAAACAAUGGGUAGUAGGUUCAGUCCGCUUUUCAGGCGAAGAACUGAGCCAAUUUGGAUGGAGA
Messenger RNA from Syzygium oleosum, 4713 nucleotides. RefSeq names its product disease resistance protein RUN1-like. Bases 595 to 4017 code for a protein of 1140 amino acids. The record is from RefSeq and is a predicted model, not a curated record. The transcript has 6 exons. Lineage: Eukaryota; Viridiplantae; Streptophyta; Magnoliopsida; Myrtales; Myrtaceae. Gene Ontology annotation, biological process: defense response; signal transduction. Gene Ontology annotation, molecular function: ADP binding; protein binding.